Messenger RNA from Sebastes umbrosus (honeycomb rockfish), 2370 nucleotides. RefSeq names its product gamma-aminobutyric acid type A receptor subunit alpha6a (gene gabra6a). The transcript has 10 exons. Lineage: Eukaryota; Metazoa; Chordata; Actinopteri; Perciformes; Sebastidae. Bases 95 to 1432 code for a protein of 445 amino acids. The record is from RefSeq and is a predicted model, not a curated record. Gene Ontology annotation, biological process: gamma-aminobutyric acid signaling pathway; signal transduction; monoatomic ion transmembrane transport. Gene Ontology annotation, molecular function: GABA-gated chloride ion channel activity; transmitter-gated monoatomic ion channel activity involved in regulation of postsynaptic membrane potential; benzodiazepine receptor activity. Gene Ontology annotation, cellular component: neuron projection; GABA-A receptor complex; synapse.
UCUAGCUCCGUUUAUUUAUUUAUUUUUACUCCUCUCAUACACCACUUUAUUAAGUAUGAGUUUCUCUGAGAAUUGACUGCAAAUUUGGUGAUAAAUGCUGCCCAGGAUGGCCGUCCUGACAUUAACUGUAGCUACUUUUAUCUGCUGGAUAAGUCUUGGUAGUGUAUGUGGAGCUGAGAAGAUUAUCUCGGACAACAUCACUCUCAUUUUGGACCGACUUUUGGACGGUUAUGACAACAGACUGCGACCUGGAUCUGGAGGUGGUGUUACGGAGGUGAAAACAGACAUCUUUGUCACCAGCUUUGGACCUGUGUCAGAUGUUGAGAUGGAAUACACCAUGGACAUGUUCUUCCGUCAGAUGUGGGUUGAUGAGCGGCUGAAAUUCGAGGGCCCUCCUGAAAUCCUGCGGCUGAACAACCGCAUGGUGGACAAGAUCUGGACGCCAGACACUUUUUUCCGAAACUCCAAGAAGUCCAUUUCUCAUAACACGACCACACCUAACAAACUCUUCCGCAUCAUGCAGAAUGGGACUGUUCUCUACACCAUGAGACUGACAAUCUCUGCAGAGUGUCCAAUGAGGCUGCAGGACUUCCCCAUGGACGGCCACGCCUGUCCUCUCAGGUUUGGAAGCUAUGCCUACACGAGCAGUGAAAUCCUUUUCACUUGGAGGAAGGGACCAGUAGCGUCUGUCGAGUGUCCCGCUGAGUCCAUGAGUCUUCUGCAGUACGACCUGGUGGGACAGAGUUUGUCCAGUGAGAUAUUCAAAUCAAACACAGGUCACUACUCUGUGAUGGUGGUCCAUUUCCGCAUCGUGAGGAAGCUGGGCUACUACCUCAUACAGACUUACAUCCCUCUUAUAAUGGUCGUUGUGCUGUCUCAAGUCUCUUUUUGGAUCAACAAAGAGUCUGUUCCUGCACGCACAGUUGCUGGCAUCACCACAGUGCUGACCAUGACCACCUUGAGCAUCAGCGCCCGUGAGUCACUUCCCAAAGUAGCCUACGCCACCGCCAUGGAUUGGUUCAUUGCUGUGUGUUUUGCCUUUGUGGCGUCGGCUCUCGUCGAGUUUGCAGCAGUAAACUACUUGGCCACCAUCCAGGUCAACCGUCUGAAGAGGCAAAAAGCUAGACAAGACAAACUUGAGGUGUUGGCUACCGGCAGCGAUGAUGACAACGCUUCGUCGGACAGCAACCCUCGGGAAGGCCUGAAGAGGAGAAACCACUCAGUGGUUAGUGAGGCUUCGCCGGUGCCGAUUUUCCUCCAGCAGGGUUCAGCUCAUCCUCAAAUCCCGCAGCUGGCCGGCACCAGCCCCAUUGACUCGUACGCCCGCAUGCUCUUCCCCAUUGCCUUUGGCAUCUUCAACCUAUUCUACUGGUACAUCUACCUGUCCAAAAACACCAUGGAGAGGACCAAGGACGCGGUUUUUAAAAACUGAGAGGACCUGGAAAAGGGCACGUGCAGCCGGAGAGACCUUCAGCAUCAGCCUCACCUCACCCUCCUCUCCCUCUUCUCUCUCUCUCUGUGUGAACAAGCUCUCAGCAGUCACUCUGCUCUCAUCUGACAGAGGAAAUGAAUCAGAAACUCAUUUAUUCUCCUGCCGCACAUCUAUUCAUUUCACAGGCUGUGACCACUGCCCACUUGUGUUCUGAUCAGUAGCUGAAGAGCUGCCCUUCACGGGCCUCAAUCACUUUAAAGCCCCGCCACGUACACACAACAACUUCUCGGGGGCCCCCGGACCGAGACAGACGCCACACACACACACAUACAGCACGCAUGACGCUCAGACACACACACGAGCCGAGAGAAACACAUCAAAAAGAAGUGCAUGAUAUAAUCUAUGAUGGCUGUAACUGGUGGUGAUGCAACAGUGAACCAAUGCUUUCAGAAGCCUGCCCUCUACAGAAGCACAGCUCCCACUACAACAAGAUCAAAGGCAAUUUAGAGGAGGCUCGCGUCCCUCCCCGCGGCUUCAAAAAUGUACUCAAACCUGAGAAAAUGAAUUGUGGGAUUGUGUUUUCCAUCCCACCUUUUCUGCUCUGGCGCUCUGGUGCUCCCUCUGCAUUUUCACAUCUACUGCAGGUUCCUCUGGAAACAUUGCAGGGAAGAAGAGUAGGAUAUAAUACCCAUGGGUGUUGAUGACAUUAAUUUUCUAUUUUUGUACGGAUGCUGCACGAUUGUUGGGCGCAGAUGUUUUGCAUAUGAAGUGUCUACCUGCACAGUUGGAGCGUUAUUCUCUUUUUUAGCCUCUAAACAUGUCCAGUAACAAAAAACUUGCUCUUAAGUUGACCACUUUAACCCCUCAGUGCAUCCCAUUGUUUGACCUUGUCAGUAGACAAACCCAUCUGCUGUGUAAUAAACAUGAGAAUAAAAACA